AUGGAGAGAGUUUACGUCAGUUCGACCAGAAUGAGAAUUUUCAAUCAUAUCUUCUUGUUACUGACCGUAUUAGUGGUUUUCUCUGCUGCGACUCCAUUUCCAAUGAAAUUCAAGCCGCUCCCCAGAUGCGGUGUAGGUUUAAUGCCGUCGCCGUUUAAAUUCAAAUUGCCGUUUAAGAAAAACUUAAAACUUAAAUCGGGACAUUGAUACUUCGUGAUCGAUUGUCGAUAAACCUUGGCAUUGUG
Cylicocyclus nassatus is the source of this 245-nucleotide messenger RNA. The record is from the annotation of a GenBank genome assembly. NCBI's taxonomy places the organism in Eukaryota, Metazoa, Nematoda, Chromadorea, Rhabditida, Strongylidae.